Molecule: messenger RNA, 2037 nt
Organism: Aspergillus nomiae NRRL 13137
Lineage: Eukaryota; Fungi; Ascomycota; Eurotiomycetes; Eurotiales; Aspergillaceae
Exons: 8
Coding region: 1-2037 (678 amino acids)
Biological process (GO): positive regulation of transcription from RNA polymerase II promoter by galactose; DNA-templated transcription
Cellular component (GO): nucleus
Molecular function (GO): DNA-binding transcription factor activity, RNA polymerase II-specific; zinc ion binding; RNA polymerase II cis-regulatory region sequence-specific DNA binding
Source: RefSeq, a predicted model, not a curated record
AUGCCAAAAGACCUGAGACAGAGUAAAUCAGGGGCGUGCACGGAAUGUCAGUGUUCUGGAUCUGCGCCGUGCGCGUACUGCGCUCGGAGUAAUAAGCAAUGUAUCUUUAGUGGGCCGCCUCAACGCACGCCGUUAACUCGACAAAACCUUGAUGAACUGGAACACCGAUGUCGCGCGUUGAAGAGGCUGCUCCAGAAACUGAAUCCUGACUUGGAUGUUGACCGUGCUUUGAAAGAGAUGAACAGAAAUGAUACACUAGCAUACGUCAGCAAAAGAGGCAAUAGCAGUAUAACUGAAGACAAUCCCGCCACACCAGAUAGAUUUGAUUGGUCCGAAGCCUCCCUGGUCUCGCCGGCAGCAGAGACGUACCAGUCCCCGGAACAGGGUCCAGACGGAAUGGCCUCACUGCCGAGUAGCAAAUGCGAUACGGGAUACCUUGGAACUGGCUCGGGAUCUAGCCUAAUGGAAACCAUCUCCCAUUUGCUUCCCGCACAACCGACAUUGGCUACUGGAGGGGAACGCAGUACUUAUAGGAAGUCUGUUGGACCUACAAAUAAGGGUCGACCUGAUAGUCUGGCCUUGGAAGGGUCGCUUUCUGACACCACUACCACGCUCGUCUCAUUGAUGCUUACUUUCUAUCGUAUAAUCGUGCAUAUCCCAUCUUACACGAGCCAACAUUCCGUGAAAGGUACCGCAAUUGGGAGUUGGAUAACAGGGGCCGACAUGGAGCCGGACGCUUAUGACUUCUAUGCUGCAGCUCGAUCGCGUAUGUCAUUGCGUAUGCUUGAAGUUGGAAAUAUCCUCACAGUACAGGCGUUUCUGUUAAUGGGUAAUUAUUUGCAGAAGCGUGACCGUCCUAACACCGGUUACAACUUCAUUGGCAUGGCAUACCGUAUGGCAUUGGGACUCGGUCUGCAUCGCGAGGCCCCAUCGGGAACGAAGCAUGACACACUCCUUCACGAACGGAGACGAGUCUUGUGGUGGAUUGUAUAUAGCUUCGAUAGCGGAUUCAGUCUGACCACUGGCCGUCCCGUCAUGGCCUCCGAUUCAUUCAUCGAGACUCGACUGCCACGGAACAUAGAUGACUCGAAAUACUCUAUGGACUCAACCGUGCCCGCACCGGUUGACCAUCCUACGCACUACUCUGCUGUCAUCGCCCAGUCUCAGCUUGCAUCCAUUAGCAAUCAAGUCUUUCACGAGCUGUUCUCAGCUACCGGCCAUGUCCCGUUUGACAUGAAGCUUCCACGGGGCAUAGAACAUCGCCUAAAAGUGUGGAGGCUAUCCCUCCCCGCCUACUUCUCUACGCAUAAUAUACCAGACUGGUUCCGCGGCCCGAGAGCGGUCGUUCUGUGGAAAGAGCAGAAUGUCCGCAUGCUGCUCUGGUGGGGAAGUCACCGAGUAUGCAAUUCCACGGCGGACCGGAAUGAAGCUCUGAAUGCCUGCGAGUACACCGCGAUGGAGACAAUCCAGAGCAUCAGUGCCUUUUGCAACGAGAGCCCUGACGCUCUACAUCCUGGCUUGACUUGGUACGCGACGUACUUUCUAUUCCAAGCAGCCCUUGUCCUGAAUAUCGUCCGUCUCCAAGAACCUUCAGUUCAAGCACCGGACAUAGGGAGAACCACUGAAGAGUUAUGGCUACUGUCGCUUACGCGCGCGCAUGAUUGCCUUGGCUCACUGAGCCAAUCGAGUAAACCUGCAUCUCGAUGCCUUGAGGUGUUGGAAAGGAUCAAACAGCGCUGUCAGUCACGACAACUCUCUUCACUGCCAGUGUCAACAUCCACGAGAGGAGCUCCUCCGAACUUUACUUCCAUCACCAGAAAUACCCUUCCUGACCUCCAACCAGCAACCUUUGCGGCAGAUCCCGCGCUGCAGAUAUUUCUGGAAAACACCUCUCUCGAGGCUGACCCGUUCGAGGGAAUCGAUGGCUUUCCGGGUACACAAGAGCUGGAGCUGUUUGAUUAUUUGCCAUUAAGCGCCUAUGGAGUGGGUGAGGGCGAGGGAUCCAUGCUUUUGACUUCCGGCACACAUCCGCCGUAA